This is a messenger RNA of Dimorphilus gyrociliatus, 843 nucleotides long. NCBI's taxonomy places the organism in Eukaryota, Metazoa, Annelida, Polychaeta, Dinophilidae. The record is from the annotation of a GenBank genome assembly.
AGUAUAGCCAAUUUAUUAUUUUUAGGCGCCAUCUACUUCACUUCACCAACUAUAAAUGCGGAUAAGCCUUUAAAACUCUUUCCAUUUACAACAUAAGGUAAUGUAUAUUGUACGUGAAAAAGUAUAUGUGAGACAACCAUUCAGUUAGAGAUAUAAAAAAUAUUUUAUUAUAGAAUAAAGUAGGGUUAUUCAAUUUUUUCGAUAGGAUUUUUUAUUUCGUGGUUAAUGGGUCGACGAUCAAGUGACGAGACUGACUAUGAUAUAGAUCUUGGAAAAAAUUCUGGAUUUUCUAGGUACGUAGAACGUCUGAAGUCAUUUUAAUUUGCAAAGCAGCUCUUUAUAGAAAUGAAAACAAAGAAUCUCGUCGCUCAAGAAGACAGAAGAGGCGCUCUAGAAGCAAUAGUCCGACGAGGAAAAACAAAAGGAACUCUCGUUCGCGCAGUAGAAGCAGACGAUAUGAUAGAAAAAGCUGAAUUAACUCUUCAAAAAGCUCUCUUUACUGCAAAGGCAACAGAUGAAGAUUUCUCAAUGAAUAAAUCUUUACCAACAGCAAUUGGGCCUUCCUUUAGUUUAUCAGCAUUGGAUAAUGAUGAAAGAUUUAAGAUAUUGGAGUCGGUUGAAUUAGGGGGAUUUCAUCAAUCAGCAUUUGUUGGCAGCAGAAAAAAGAAACCGAAACAUGAUUUUCAUGAGACUGUUUCUCAUGAAAAAGCUAUUUUCGGUAAUACGUUUGACGUAGGAUCUUCUUCAGUACAAACUGUAAGUGAGAUUGAAGAGGAGUUUGGAAUACGUUGGAAUAGAUGGCUAGAUGUUCUAAAGAAACUUCGCAGGCGGGAAGGCUUUUAG